Limulus polyphemus (Atlantic horseshoe crab) is the source of this 678-nucleotide messenger RNA. Its product is annotated as prohormone-1-like. The record is from RefSeq and is a predicted model, not a curated record. Lineage: Eukaryota; Metazoa; Arthropoda; Merostomata; Xiphosura; Limulidae. Bases 44 to 328 code for a protein of 94 amino acids. The transcript has 3 exons.
UUGCCGAGGCCAGAGAAGACAACUAGAUUUUCAUCGACACAAAAUGGCUACCAUGAUGAAAUUCUGUAUUUUCUUGAUCAUUGCGGUCUUUCUUUUGACCACCACUGAAGCCAAAAGCAUUGGGGAGAAAGAAAAGACACUUUAUCCUUCAGACUUAGACCUGUUAAAUGACGACGGAACUAUGGAUACAGCUCUGAUCAACUACUUGUUCGCCCGUCAAAUGAUAAGACGUCUCAGUAAAAAUCUAGACAUCAGCGACCUCCAGCGGAAGCGAUCUUACUGGAAGCAGUGUGCAUUUAACGCCGUUUCCUGUUUCGGACGGAAAUAAGCAAAUAUAUUACAACUCAGCUGAAGUUUUAAUAAUCUAACAAAAUAAUAAUAUAAAAAAAUGAUUGGCUGAGAUAAAUGUAUGUGUGUUUUUUUGGUUUUGUUUUAAACUUGCACAAUGCUAGUUCUUCAAACAAAUAAAGAAAAACAUUAUAUCCAGAGUCUUCUUUCAUGACGGCAUGCUCAUCUGCAUGCAGUUUAAGUUGUAAUCGGGUAUUAUAACGUUUAAUUUAAAUAAGUAGUGUGUAGGUAACAAUACCCACCACCCCCUCCUUUGUUGUUCUCUAGACUUAGCCUUAUAACAAUAUCUUCUAAAAUUGUAAUUAAAGUUGUGUGUUACAAAAAAAAAAA